CGCGCCUCGCGCCUCGCCGGCUGCGCCAGCCAGUGCCCCCCGAGACUCCGUCACGGUCGGUGCGCGUUUCGAUUCGAUAAUAGCGAUCGCUCGCGCUCUAUGCGAUCCCCGUGUCAUCGCGCCCCGAGAUUUCCACUCGUACAGCAGUGCUAGAUAACUCUGUUAGGGAUUCGCCAAUAGCGAUCCUUUGCGCACCUACCCGAUAACCUAUCGAGCGUAUCGCGCACACCUGAGUCGAAUCGAAAUUGUUCACGCUCAUAGCCGAGAUAACUUCUUAGAGUGAGUUUACACGGGAUUUUGUUAGUCUCUGCACAUUUUCCUCGCUGCGAAUCUACCGUUGGAAAGUUCGUGUUAGAAGAUGCGCCCCAAAGAAGAAGUGGACACGAAAAUGCAAACCGGGACUUUCAUACUCUCCGAGAAAAUCGAUGAUACUAAAAUGAAGAAAAACGAGAAGGAGAUGAAGAAGGAAAUGAAGAGGCUGGAAAAGGAAAAGCAGGAGAGGGAGAAGAGAGAGAAGAAAGCUCGCGAAAAGGAAAAGGAACGGGAGAAACUGUCCAAGAAAGGCAAGGUGGUGUGCGGCGCGUGCGGCGGCAAGUGCAGCGGCGAGGUGCUGCGCGUCACCGACAAGUACUUCCACACCGCCUGCUUCACGUGCCGCAGCUGCUCCGCCUCGCUCGCCAAAGGCGGCUUCUUUUGCAAGGACAACCAUUACUACUGCCCACAGGACUACCAGCGCGCGUUCGGCACGCGCUGCGCCGCGUGCAACCAGUACGUGGAGGGCGAGGUGGUCUCCGCGCUCGGCAACACCUACCACCAGAAGUGCUUCACGUGCGCGCGCUGCAAACGCGCGUUUCCUUCGGGCGAGAAGGUGACGUACACGGGCGCGGAGGUGGUGUGCUCUCAGUGCGUCGCUCCGCAGCGUCAGACGGCGCGCGCGUCAUCAGCUGCGCCUGCGCCCUCGCCCUCGCCAGCCCCCACACCCGCGCCAGCCCAAGCUGUCAACAACCGCGCCCCCGUCUCGCCGGACCGCAACCACGAGCCCAAUCCCAACGAGUGCGCCGGCUGCGGGCAGGAAUUGUCGGAAGGUCAAGCGUUAGUCGCAUUGGACAGACAAUGGCACACGUGGUGUUUCUGCUGCGGCUCGUGCGGCUGCGUACUGUCCGGCGAGUAUAUGGGGCGGGACGGAGCUCCGUACUGCGAGAGAGACUACCAGCGGUUAUACGGCGUGCGCUGCGCUUAUUGCCAGCGGUAUAUCUCCGGGAAGGUGUUGCAGGCCGGCGAGAACCACCAUUUCCACCCGACUUGCGCGCGCUGCAGCAAGUGCGGCGACCCGUUCGGAGACGGCGAGGAGAUGUUCCUGCAGGGCGCCGCCAUCUGGCACCCGCGCUGCGGGCCCGCGCCCCACGCGCGCCUCGACCCCGGCGACCCCGACCCGCCCUGCUCCGAGCUGCAGUUCUCGCUGCGCUCGCGCACGCCCAGCGUCAACGGCUCCUACUGCAGCCCCUACAGUAGCCUCAACAGGAAGUACGGGUCUGGCAUCGAGAGCGGGGGCUGGUCGCCGCACCCGCACCGCAUCACCGCGUACAGUUACCUGGCGGCGGAGCCGGCGCCGCUGCGUCGCCCGCUUCAACCCGCGCCGCCAGCUUCGCCGCACUUUCAUCGCCCGCCCUCUUCUACAUCGACCCGCGCGUCGUCCCGGCCCGGCAGCAAGGCGUCCUCGCGGCCCGGCAUGCGCGCCCUCGUCGACUCCAUGCUGGGCGACACUCCGCGACCCAAGUCCCCGCACAUGAACAACGAGGAGCCGAUCGAGUUGUCUCACUACCCAUCCGCGUACAAGCCGGCGCCCGGCACGCAGCCCAAGAUCGAGCGAGACGACUUCCCAGCACCGCCGUACCCAUACACCGACCCUGAACGUCGUCGGCGUUGGUCGGACACUUACAAGGGUGUCGAGAGCGACUCCGAGGAGAACGGCGACACUCUCAACGGACACCAGCAACUGCGUAGAGAGGAACGCGAACUGGCCAAGAUACAGUCCGGCAUCGCGCAGGUGUUCCUGAAAGAAGUUAAGGAAAGGGAGAAACUCCAGCAGUGGAAGAAACAGAAUUUGGAUCCCAGGAACGCGAGCAGGACUCCGAACGCGGCUCGCGAGUCGGGCGCGAGACUCCGCUACUCGUCGCCGGUGGGUGCGUCCCCGUCGCGAUCCCUCGACCAUGCGCGUGCGCAUGCACACACGCUAGACCAUCACCACCUCUCCUCCUACAACGCUCUGGGGCGGUCGGGGAUGGGCGUGGGGACGGGCGCGGGGCACGGGGCGGGGCCGCGAUGCAGCACGCUGCCGCCCGCGCUGAGGCACAACGGCGACUUCACAUUCAGCGGCAUGGGAGAUAAGACGCACAGCACAGACUUCAGCAGCGGAAAAUCUGACAUAUCCGCUGGAUCCAUCACUGACGUGGAUAGGAGUGCUGUGAGCACUACGGACGGCGUGGGCGGGCCGGUGCUGCGCGGGGGCAGCACCCUGGGCGGGCGGGUGUUGGGCGUGGGCGGCGCCAGCGUGGGCGGGGGCGUGGGCGGGGGCGGAGUGCGUCGCUCUCUGCCCAACAUGGCGACGUCUCACCUGCUGCACGAGCCCGCCAAGCUGUACCCCUACCAUCUGCUGCUCAUCACCAACUACCGCCUGCCGCCCGACGUCGACCGCCUCAACCUCGAGCGCCACCUGUCGGACGCUGAGUUCGAGGCGAUCCUGCAGACGGGCCGCCAGGAGUUCUACCGCCUGCCGCAGUGGCGCCGCAACGAGCUCAAGCGCCGCGCGCGCCUCUUCUAGGCGCCGCCCACUGCCCACUGCCCACUUCCCACUGCUGGGACCGCACCGAUCGACGCGUCAUCGCCAUCUAACGUACCGCUCCCAAACUAACACCAGCGGAUUUUAACUUUCGUUCGGGUUACUUUUACGAAUACUCCUCAGCUGUUGAAGAUCUUGUCUCUACGCUAUUUCAUAUUUAGGCGCGUCAUACUUUAACGCUAUGUUCUGCGAAAGAGUAGGAGUAUGUCUGCGGACGCGGGCGAUCGGUCCUUCGAGCCGGAUGCUGCCGGAUUGAUUUAUGUAAUUUCGUCGCUUUGAACGAUUCGCUGUUUCGAUUGUUAUGACUAGGAUUUUUUAAAGAAUCAUGUACGAUUAUUGAUUGAUUAAUGAACACCGAAUCGCAUCCGUGUGUGCGCGUGCGUCGAUCGCACGUCCAAUUUUAUAUUAUUACAAUUUUACCGCGUUAACUUAUUUUGUAGUUGUAGUUCCUCCGGUAGAGUCGCGCACAGUGCAGCUAAACGCUAACCUUUUAACGAUUAUUACGACUCAUUUUUUACCUUUUAACGAUACCGAUAGUGAUGAUAUUAUAAUAAAUAUUCACAAAAUAAUAAAUAUAAUAAUAUAUUUAAUUUAAACUAGCCUAUUUAGUGGGUGGGGCGAGUUCAUAGAACUCGGUGGCGACGACGAGCGGAAACUUUGAUGGUUACCGUGCAUCCGAAACGGCGUGCAAUAGGGGUGAUGACGGGGUACAGUAAACGAAAUACUAUUUAGUCCGUCAGUUAGAUGAUCAAAAAAUAAUGGACACGUAUUUUUUCUUUGGGCAAUCGACCAAAAAGUGACAUAGUUAUAGCGCGUCAAAGUUUGGGAGUAGGGGCUCGUGACGUCACUUUUGAGUGAAUUUUCACUUAUAAGUGUACUCAAACGUGACGUCAUGCGACUUUUCAAAUCAAUAUAUCUCUGCAAUGUUUAUAAUAUAUGAAAAUAGAAAAAAAUACGUGUCCAAUACUUUUUGAUAAUCUACCUGAUAAACGAAGAAAAAAAAUUAGUCAUCAUCCAUAUUAUAACAGUUUGACAGGAGAUUCCUCGACACGAUAUUCCGUUGAUUCUUUUGCAAUUAUACUUGAUUCUUAUCUCAACGAACUGAAAGUGCAAUAAUCUAUAUAUUUAUGAUUCCAAUACAUUUGAACGUUAUUCUUGGAGCUGUUCUCGGUCGGGGUGUAUCUCUUCGAGGCGAUCGCAAUAGUUUUAAAUCCUACCGUGUAAUUGUGAACUAUAUUUUUUCUAUGUCAUGCCAGCGCAGAGACAAGUCAGUUUCAUAGAGAAUAUAGACUUACCACGCCGCCGUCGCAGCCGCAACAAGUACCCGUACAAUUGUAAUAUCGAUGCCUUCGAUUCAAAUUUAAUUAUAUGAGGAAAUAUAUAAUGGUAAUAUAUAUAAUUUAUAUACAUUGUGAUUGGUGUGUAACGUUGAUUUACUAUUUUAGUGAGAACCAAAUAUAUUACGACGCGUAACUGACGUUGUAUUGCUUAGUUUUAAGUCUGGCAGAUGUAGGAACAUUGACGCGACUCGAGCGCCGGGCGACUCUCACACUUACGGCGACGGCUUAAGGUUUAUUUUCUUAUAGUGUUUUCGGUGCUGCUGCUGUCACAACAUGCCUCGAUUUUAUGUUAACUCUUAUCUUAAGGAAGGCAUACAUUUUAGAAUUACAGUUUCCAAUAAAAUCCCUAAUUAUAAAAAUAAUAUAAAAAGAUUAUAUAUUUUGCAUGCUUAUACAGCGUGUAUCAGAAAUAACGUACAUCGUACUUUGGUUGGAAUGGGCUUCUGAAUCGAAUUUAAUAAAAAAUCCGAAAAAAUAGUGAUAAUAAUUUAAUCUUUCCAAACAAACGAAUCUAGUACAUAAUACAAGGUGAUAAGAGUUUCUUUAAUGCAAUUGUUUAUUUAGUAAUUCUACCAACCAUUGAUGUAUCACAUAUAAAUGAAUAAAUUUCAGUUUUUCAACUAUUUUGUAACGAACUAGUCGCAGAGUGUGCGGUAUUUGUGUUGCACGUUGUAUGUAAUGACAAAUAUUACCCUGCCUAUAUGAAAGAUGGUGUGUUGGACUGGUCUGCACAAUUUCUUUGCCUUUUCUAAUAGGCUUUCUUCUCUCUCCUAAAAUCUGUUUAUGUAUCGAGUCUGUUUAUUUUAAAACUAACUAAACUAAACUCUUGUAAGUUUUAAAGUUUAUUUUUCUUUGUAAUGGCAAGAAGGCAGAAAUCUAAUAUAAGAAAUCAAGUGUAUUUCAGUGACCACUCGCCGUCGUCUCUCGAUAGGCAGGGUUUAAGCACAUAGUCCCUGUAGUCCAGCGCGCUCAGCGCGAGUUUUUAUUUAAAUAUUUAAUCGAAUACGUGAUCGUCGUUUCGUCACCGAAGUUUGCCAAUAGAUGGCGUUGUUCGUAUAUUCUACCGUUUUACAAAUAUAUUAAAAGUGAGUGAAGAAUUUAAGUAUGAAGCACCGUUCUCCGAAAGCAUUUUCAAAUAUAAAGAGCCGUUAGCUUUUGCUUGAAAUAAAAGUUGGAUUAGGUUAAGGUUUUACUCUAUAGGGUAGCUCUGGGAUUAAUGGACGUAGUAUUAAGAAAAUUAAACGUUAAAAGUGCUUUCGGAGAUGAAAUAUUUCUCGUUGAAAACUCGCUUUGAGCGCUAAAUUAUCACCGGUUCUAUUAGCUGAGGUGCUAGCGGGAUGCGAGUCGCCUCGCUGAACGUCGCUGUGGACAUAUCAACUCGGAAAGGGCGAAGCGAUUACGUUACGAACCCGAUUAGUGUGAACAGCUCAAGUUUAUACGGUGACGAUCUUCCGACUUGAUAUGUCUGCUACGAACCUGUCAUAGAUAUGUUGAUGUUCCUAAACUAUUGAGGUGCGUGAUGAGUACUUGUAGGUAUACGUGUGUGCGUGUGUGUAUGUGUGUGUGUGCGUGCGUCGGCACGCAUUGUUUUUAAUUUUAUUCUAGGCAGAUAUUAAUUUCGGUUGCAAUAUAUUGGAGCGUAGGUGGUAUGCAUCGUAAUGUAUGCAUAUAUAUUGAGUAUCGGAGCUCGCGAGCGAUGUCUGAGCGUAACACGGCGGGCACUGUUGACGACAUUUAACCAUCUUUACUAUCUAUAACGGAUAUUUGAGUGAAAUCUUUAAUUAUGAUUUUAUUUAUCUUUUAAGCAUUUAACUGCUCUAUGUUUAAAUCUAAAGCAAGGUUUACUAGGAAAAAAUCCACGCGGACCAGGCAGCGGACGGGACUCGAACCCGCAUCCUUCGCUA
This is a messenger RNA of Chilo suppressalis (striped riceborer), 6083 nucleotides long. The record is from the annotation of a GenBank genome assembly. NCBI's taxonomy places the organism in Eukaryota, Metazoa, Arthropoda, Insecta, Lepidoptera, Crambidae.